AUGAGUUUGGCCACGAAGAGACCCCCCCUCCCAGCACCCACCGAACCCUCGACUCUCGACUCCGCAGACGACACAUAUCUCCGUACAGACGUCGAAACCAACGUCUCUACGCGCACCGACAAGACUUCUUACUCGGUCCCCGAAGACGGCACACCCAUCACCAUCAACACCACCAACACCACCAAGCCCCAGGGCACACUGCACAAAAAAUUCCCCUCGCAGACCUCGCUGCUCAUCGAGUACUUCGAGGCCGGAAAAGAGGAGGGGCAAGGUCCGCUCGCGCCCCAGCGUCCGCCAAACGACCACGUCAAAAUCACCCAGACGAGUCGCCAGCCCCACAAGCCGUCGUACACGCGCCGCAUCUCGCUCGGCAGCAAGCCCCGCGACGACAUCAUCGACACUCGCACCGCCGAGACUUAUUCAGAAGCAUCCACCGUUUCGUCUCUGCCACCCGUAGAGAUCGAAGUGCUGCAGAACACCAGCGACGUCUCGAGCAACGGCGCUGGACGGUUCCAGAUCAUGGCAUCCGACAUUUCAUCCAUGCCACCAGACAGCAUGCUUGAAGGAAGCGCCCCAGUAAUCAAGCCUCCCGGCCGUCGCAGAAGCCGGAGCUUGGAGAGAGAGACUGUGGCUGAGGCCAUGGCUGCCGAGGAGCGCGCCACCUUGAAGGCGCCCAAGCACCAGCGCAGUCGAAGCCUGAGCAAGGACCGCAUCACUCAGCGUGUCAUGGAGAAGCUGCAACAGCAGCAGGCUCUAGACGACGCCGCCGCCAAGUCGUCCCGCAAGACGACCAAGGAGGAGUUGACCUCCCCCCGCAGAUCGCACCGAAGGAGGAGCAAGGAUGUCGAGGAAGUCAGCGGCACUGAGUCGAGCCUCCUGUCGUCCAAUGCAGACCGGAAAUCCGGCGCAUACUCAUCGCGCUCUGCCGUCUCUGGCACCUCUUCCAUCCAGAACCCAAAACUGCUCGCCACCGUCGAAGAUGCAAUCAAGCGCCUCAUCUUACCCGAGCUAAAUGCCCUGAAGGAGGACAGGCAGAGUUCGCGAAACCGAGAGAAGUUUGAGCGCAUGUCACGUGAAGACAUCCGCGACAGCAUCAACUACGACGACUCCAUUGCCAGUUCCCGUGAUCCAUCCAGACGCCGGCCAUCUAAAUCCUCGAGCGCUCCCAAGCUCCACGGCAGCAAGCCCAAGGUCGUACUGAACCGCCACGGCGAUGAGCCUGGCGUUGUGCUUUCCGGCGACUCCAUCCGCAAGGAGCGUCGAUCAAGCCGUGGCUCCGAGUCUCAGCGAAGCUAUGCUGACUCUACUUCGCGUGAGAAGACUGAAAAGAGCCAUCGAAGGAAGAGCAAGGACAAGUCUAGCUCGACCUCUGUCAGAGACCAAGCUCUGGCAGGACUGGCAGGUGCCGGUCUUACAGCUGCAGCGUUGAAGUCGCAUACCUCGUAUGAAGAGAAGGAAGAGGAGCGGAGGCAUCGAAAGCGCCACUCUUCUCGGAGCAGCAGAAGUCGUUCAGCAAGCAUCUCCGAGAGUGUGGAAGAGGUGUACAAGAAGCAGCCCGUCCCGCCGCUCCCUUUCAAUCAUAGCGAGCUCAUAGGCGGCUCUGAAAUGACUCGCGACUCGAUCUUGUCCGCAGAGACAGACACAAGGAAAAGGCCCGAGUCGAGAGACUCACGGUCCUCGAUCAAUGGCUCGGCCAGCAUCACUGGAGUGGACAGGAGCUUGGGUGUCGAAACACCACUUCAAGAAGUACCCCGCGGCAUCCUCUCCCCUGCACCGCGCACGCCAACACGGACUCCAAAUGCUUUGCAACAGACGAUGGGCACUGCGCACAGCAAUCGCUCGGUUGGCGAGAUCCGGACCAUCACACCCAAGAGCGAUCGCAGCUACUUUUCAAGAAGGGAGCAGACUGACAAUGCAAGCUUGCAAGCUGCCGCUGCCGCUAAAGCGCGUGCCAUCGAGCGCUCUGACCCACAAGCAUCACAGUUUGAAAUUGCCGAGGACAGUUCGAAUCGCGGAGUUAGUCCAAUCCAAAGUGAAGCGAGCUAUCGCGAAGAGGUCAAUGCCACUGGCUCGCCUCGCCAUAUGCGAUCAUACCAUAGUGGGGCAUCAGUGUCUUCUCUCGGACAAACGAUACAUCGCCCACAGUCAAAUCUUUCCAUUGGUUCGCUAGAAUCCACGGCGAGCACCAAGGCAGCACGGACACGAAAGCGACCGCAAGGCAUCACUCUAGAAAGCAAGCGAUCGGUGCUUGGAGAUUCAGAGACUCCGCGCGAUGCCGAGGACUUUUUCGAAAAGAACCACGAGCAAAAUGAAAUCUAUCGAAGGGAGCUAGAGGAGAGCUCACAGGCAUCCCCAGGCAUCAACUACAACCGCAUGACUAACUACACCGACGAUAGCGCCGAUGGCCAAUACCUGGAUUACCAAGACAAGGCCAACUUUGAAGAUGUCCGCAAAGUCGGUGUCACUCCCGAGUACGUGCACACGCCACUCGCAGUGGAAUCGGCGGUUGCUUCUCUUCACGACCCUUCCACGAUCAGUAACGAGGUGCCCAGUGGUCAGAGAUGGGCUGCCAUCCGUGGUGAAGCAGAGGCUUUACACCACCAAGUGAAUGCGGAGAAUUCUCCCAGGCAGAGCAUUGCCCAAUCAAUCGAUGACCAGCCACAAAUGCACCAUAGUGCAUUCCCUACGGAUGGCCACAUGAUGCCAGAGAUAGGAUAUGGCGUGCAUGACGACAACGACUCAGAUGUUACGACCAACCCAUCUAUUAUCCAAGGACCUCUUGGAGAUGGCUUCCACGAUCAGACCGACGAUCUGUUGAGCCGUCAGGAAGAACGUGAGCGCACGCCGACGUCUUUCAGCAAAGGCGGCGCUAUGGGUGCUGGAGCUGGCGCUGCUGCUAUUGCUGCCGCCGCAGCAAACCAUCUCCAGAACAAUCAAAGUCCUGUCAGUUACGAUGAGAGACGUCAACCCAGUGUGGAGGAUGAAUACGACCAAGACUACAGAGGUGAGACUCAAUACGAGCAACAGUCUGGCUAUGCCCACAGCAACCGUACUCCUGUGUCCAAUGCAACAGGCUGGAGGGACGAAGGGUACCAGUCGGCUAACGCACGUGAAGCCUACACGCCGCAAGGCCGCAAUCACACCAAGUCCUUUGACGAUGACGGGCUUGGUGAUGAUUACGAUGAAUCGGGUCUUGGUGCCCCUGACCUGUUUGCUACGAGUGGAAAACACACUAGACACCAGAGCGGCAACUCUCAUGGCAUGGCCUCGCCUUUGUACGACUCUGCGACCGGCAAAGGUAUCGAUCGCAUUCAAUCCAAGGACAUUGUGGCACUUAUGGACCAUCUCACUGUUCGCGACGCGCAGCGUAAUGCUCGCGAUACCGAGAUCCUUGUUACUCUAGUCCGAAGUGCGGCAGAGAUGCGCAACCAGCUAGAUGACCUAAAGCAGUUCAUCAAGGUCCAGGACAACAUGAUCAUGGGAACCACAGACAAGAGAGUCGGACUCGCUGAGCAACGAAUCUUGGGUGGACCUCGACCACAGCCCAUGAGCUCGCCGAGAGCCAACCGAUCAUCUUCAGAAGAUAUAGAUGUCGAAACGAAGAAGAAGAGCAUGUUCAAACGUGCCCUAAAGGGCCUGACUAUGAAGGGUGGCAGCGACAUGAAACACAUCGAAGACAUGUUGAUGCAGCUGCUCGACGAGGUCGAGGGCUUGAAGCACGUCAACCAGCAGUCUUUGGAUCAGCACGCUCGAACGAACAGUAUGACCUCGUAUGAGAACCUUCGAGCCAGCGGCGAUGCUGGCUACGAGCCGGAAGGUCGCGCCAAUACUGCUUCAUCUCCCGAUCAAUCAGGUUACCUGUCCAACCCUUCGUCCGCGCGACGCAUCCAGGACCUGCAUUCUGGUUACGAUGUUCCAGCUACCAACCGUGUUAGCACUGUUCAGGAGGUUUCUGAUGAGGAGUACGACGAGCGCGAUGUGCGCGAACCUCAAUACGAGAACACUGAGCGGAUGACCACGCCAACGCAAGAAGUGUACCACGAGAGGAAGUUGUCACAAGAAUCACCACAGGCCUCUAGAGCGAUGCGGGAUUCACAGAGCCUGGACAACACCCCGAAGCGAAAGCACAAGUCUAAUACUUCGUCAAUUUUUGGCAUUCCCAAGAUCUCAAGAUGGUCCAAGACUACAUCAUCCACCAAUCCUGAGACUCUGCCCCGCAACAGCGGUUCCAGCGAGAAGCGACCUUACUCCAGCCACUCCAGAUCUGGCUCAAGGCAGUCGCUCGAGUACUACGACGACGAGCCAUAUGAGAUGCGUAAUGAUGACAGGCUCCGGUCCAGCACCUCUUUAGCCAGGGAAGAGCGUGCUUCAAUCCGCUCAGCACGGUCUCCUUCCCCUCUCAUCCCCGAUGAUGACGAUCUCCAGUAUGAGAUGGAAGACCCAAAGUAUCAGGCUCACCGCAACUCGUUGAACCUGCAACACCCCCAGCCCCGCGCUGGCCCGACUGGCCGUCACCAGAACCACCUCGAGACCCAGGCGCAGAUCUAUGAGCCUCUCUCGUCUCCCGACUAUGACCAGUGGGGCAGCAUGCCUGCCCUGGCUCGGAAUCGCAUGUCUGCCGGCAGCGCGCCGCAGGGACCCAUGUCACCCAUCUAUUCUGAUGGCGGAUAUAGCCAGCACUCGGCUUCGGAGCAGCAAGCACCACCCCGGCCGCCAAAGAUUGCAGAUGAUGGCCCCCUGGUCCCACCCCAGCAGCCUCUUGCUGGCUACGGUCAGACCAGGCAGAUGUACAGCUCUACCAACGAGUUUGGAAGCCAGGGUGCCUUGACACCACUUGCACCCAUUGCAGAGGCCAAGCAGCCAGCACCUCCGUGCCAACGCGGCGAUGAACAGCCCACAGCGCAAGAUCACAGGGCCAAGGCCAAUGGGAAGCAGAAGCCCAAGUGGACAGGCGGGUCUGCAGUAUUCUGAUACCGUCAUUCGCAGGAAGCCUGUUGCUGAUGACGAGGAAUCUUUGCAAUCCUACCGUAGCAGCCUCGACUCGGAAAUCUUCUAGGAACGUAACGGCCGGCCUUGCUUCAACGUCCGAGGCUAUCUAGCCAAGGAAGUCAAAACGACGGGAAAGAGUAAAUAUACGGAAAAGAAAAAUCGCGCUUGUGAUACCAUUUUGAUUAUAGUUUUUUGGGUGAACAUAUUCGGUCGCGUUAGCAUAGGCUUGGGGCAUGAGGCUGUGAUGACUUCAUGCCGAUAUGAGCGAUGAGCGAUGAGCGAUGACAGGAGUAAUAGGAUAGGAGGGAAAUCUGCGUAUAUAGUUUAUGAUGAAUGGAAAUAAAUGCAUUCGUCGA
Messenger RNA from Parastagonospora nodorum SN15, 5345 nucleotides. RefSeq lists its product as hypothetical. The transcript is spliced from 5 exons. Gene Ontology annotation, biological process: carbohydrate metabolic process. The record is from RefSeq and is a predicted model, not a curated record. Bases 1 to 4971 code for a protein of 1656 amino acids. Lineage: Eukaryota; Fungi; Ascomycota; Dothideomycetes; Pleosporales; Phaeosphaeriaceae.